Messenger RNA from Cynocephalus volans (Philippine flying lemur), 982 nucleotides. Its product is annotated as non-structural maintenance of chromosomes element 3 homolog. Bases 1 to 876 code for a protein of 291 amino acids. Lineage: Eukaryota; Metazoa; Chordata; Mammalia; Dermoptera; Cynocephalidae. The record is from RefSeq and is a predicted model, not a curated record. Gene Ontology annotation, cellular component: nucleus. Gene Ontology annotation, biological process: negative regulation of transcription by RNA polymerase II. The transcript is spliced from 2 exons.
AUGGCGAAAAAGUGGCAGCACCCGAAACGGAGGCGCCGGGGCCGCUCUAGCGCGCAGGCCGAGAAGGACGAGGAACGGAGCCCCGGCCGCGUCCCCCGGGUCCCAAGCGGUGGCGUCGCUGAGGAGGCCCCGAGCACGUCCCGCGGGCCGGGCGGCUCGCAGGAGGCCCUGGGCUCCGCGUCGCAGGCCGCCCCCUCCGCGGGUCCCAGGACCCAGAAGCAGCUAGAGCUGAAGGCCGCCGAGCUGGUGCAGUUCUUGCUGGUUAAGGACCGGAAGAAGAUCCCGGUCAGGCGGACCGACGUAAUGAAGCACGUCGUCGGAGACUACAAGGACCUCUUCCCGGACCUCCCCAGACUGGCUGCCCAGCGCCUCCAGUACGUCUUCGGGUACCAGCUGGUGGAGCUUGAGCCCGAGAGCAACCCCUACAUCCUGAUGGACGCCCUGGAACCCGUGGAGGAGGAUGCCGAGGUGAGGGGCGAUCAGGGCACACCCACCACCGGCCUCCUGAGGAUGGCUCUAGGGCUUAUCUUUAUGAAGGGCAACACUAUCAAGGAGACCGAAGUCUGGGACUUUCUGCGGCGGUUGGGGGUGUACCCCACCAAGAAGCACUUAAUUUGGGGGGAUCCAAAGAAACUCCUUACUGAAGACUUUGUGCAGCAGCGUUACCUGGAGUCCCGGCGGAUACCCCACACUGAUCCUGUAGACUGUGAAUUCCAGUGGGGCCCGCGAACCAACCUAGAAACCAGCAAAAUGAAAGUUCUCAAGUUUGUGGCCAAAGUGCAUAAUCAAGACCCCGAGGCCUGUGAAGCUUUGUCAGAUGAGGAGAAGAGGGCCCGACCUGCGCCUGGGCCUAGUGGCCGAGCCCCAUCCUCUUGAAAUCUGAAAUGGAUUCAGAGGGACUCCUGGGACAAGGGUCUGGGACCCAAAGACACAGUGCUGAAGGAAUUAGGGAUAGGAGGGACGGAGGGAGCAUAUUUCUGUA